Eruca vesicaria subsp. sativa (arugula) is the source of this 2268-nucleotide messenger RNA. NCBI's taxonomy places the organism in Eukaryota, Viridiplantae, Streptophyta, Magnoliopsida, Brassicales, Brassicaceae. The record is from the annotation of a GenBank genome assembly.
AUGGCAGAUCACUUCGGAUCACAACCCUCUGACGUCAUAACCAUGAAAGUAACCACCACACCGGCAGCACAUUUAGCUUUCACCAACUUGGCUUUCUGUUCACCUUCUGAUCUCUCUCAAUUCGCCGUUCCCGGCACCAAUCUCUUCCUUGCCAACGUCGCUGACGUCUUCACUCUCUCCUUCAUCCAAGAUGGAGUUAUUGCUCUUAAUGCUGUUCAACGUAGACAUGCUCGUGUUUCUGCUGAUGACAUGGUAACCGUCACCAGAUUCGUACCUCCUGAAAAAUUUGACCUGGCUUUGCUGGAACUUGAGUUAGAAUUUGUGAAGAAGGCUACUAAACAAGAACAGGUUGAUGCUGUGCUCCUUUCAACCCAACUCAAGAAGAAAUUUAAUUGUCAGGUCUUUACAGUAGGCCAGAGAGUUACAAUUGAGUUUCAUGGAACCAAUUACAUUCUUACUGUCAACCGAGCUGUUGUAGAGGCUGAUGAGAACCAAACAAAUGGUAUCGAAAGAGGGAUGAUCUGUAACAAUACCUAUCUUGUGUUUGAAGCAUCAAACACAAGUGGUAUAAAGAUUAUCAACCAAAGAGAGGCUGCUACUAGCAAAAUAUUUAAAGGAAAUGAGUUUAACCUUCAGUCUCUAGGCAUUGGUGGCUUAAAUGCAGAGUUUGCUGAUAUAUUCAGAAGAGCAUUUGCUUAUCGUACAUAUCCUGCUCACCUCAGGAACAGAAUUGGGGCAAAGCAAGUUAAAGGGAUGCUUCUUUAUGGACCUCCUGGUACUGGCAAGACCUUGAUGGCACGCCAAAUUGGAAAAAUGCUUAAUGGAAAGGAGCCAAAGAUUGUGAAUGGUCCUGAGGUGCUAAGCAAGUUUGUUGGUGAGACAGAAAAGAAUGUCAGAGACCUGUUUGCCGAUGCUGAGAAUGACCAGAGAACCCUUGGUGAUGAUAGUGAGCUGCAUGUCAUUAUUUUUGAUGAAAUUGAUGCUAUAUGUAAGUCAAGAGGAUCAAGCAGGGAUGGUACUGGUGUCCAUGACAGUAUUGUAAACCAGCUCCUGACCAAGAUAGAUGGUGUGGAGGCCUUGAACAAUGUUCUACUUAUUGGAAUGACAAACCGGAUGGAUAUGCUUGAUGAAGCUCUUCUAAGACCUGGAAGGUUAGAAGUUAAGAUUGAGAUUGGUCUCCCUGAUGAAACUGGACGUUUAGAAAUUCUUCAUAUUCAUACAAAAAUGAUGAAUGAAAAUUCUUUCCUUGCUCCUGAUGUUAAUCUCCAAGAGCUUGCUGCUCAGACGAAGAACUAUAGUGGUGCUGAGCUUGAAGGUGUUGUGAAAAGUGCAACUUCAUAUGCUUUGAACAGACAUUUGAAUAUGGAAGAUCUUUCAAAACCUGUGGAUGAAGAGAACAUUAAAGUUACAAUGUUAGAUUUUCUUCAAGCAUUACGUGAAGUUAAACCUGCAUUUGGAACCUCACCAAAGGCCCUUCAAAAUUGCAGACCCAAGGGAUUCGUAGAUUGUGGUGAUCGACAGAAUCUCAUUUACAAAAGAAUCAUGUUUCUUGUUGACCAAGUUUCAAACGAAACAAGUCCUCCGGUCACUUGCCUUCUUGAGGGACCAAGUGGAAGUGGAAAAACUGCACUAGCUGCGACCAUUGGCAUGAACAGUAACUUCCCUUAUGUUAAAAUAGUCUCAGCAGAGACCAUGGCGGGUCUUCAGGAGAACACAAAAGCUGCACGCAUUGCCAAGGUCUUUGAGGAUGCAUACAAGUCACCAUUAAGCAUUGUGAUCCUUGACAAUAUUGAAAGGUUGUUGGAAUACUCAGAAAUUGGACCACGUUUUUCAAACACGAUCUUUCAAACAUUGUUAAUAUAUCUCAAUAAGCUUCCCGAAGAGGGGAGAAAACUUUUUGUACUUGGUACAACAAGUGAAAAAAGGUUCUUGAAUGCUGUUGGUUUACGUAAAGUAUUUUCUGUCACAUACUCUGUUCCAUUACUUGGGACUGAAGAUGCAAAGAAGGUGCUGAAGCAAUUAAACGUGUUCUCAGAGGAUGAUAUCGAAGUGGCUUCCAAAGCCCUUAAUGAUAUUCCAAUCAAGCAGCUCUACUUUCUUAUCGAAAUGGCAGCACAAAGAGAUGGCAAGCCUAAGGAGACGAUCUACACUAGAAAGGAGAAACUGAACAUAAGUCACUUCUUUGAUUGCCUUAAGGAAGUUACAGAAAGUUAGCAUACAGUAAUUAAGUUAAGAAACUCUCAUAUUUGAUGUGUUGUAAUGAAAUUG